CCCGCCCUGAAAGAAAAAUAUGAUCCCACAGACCCUAAGAUGAACCCUCUCAACCCUCAAGGUCUUAAACCAUGUUGUGCCUGCCCAGAAACGAAAUCCUCUCGCGAUGCUUGUUUUCUACAGAAUGGAAACGAAGAAGGAAAAUGUGCUGAGGUACUCAAGAAGCAUGUCGAAUGCAUGCGAGGGCUCGGAUUCGACAUCUAG
Molecule: messenger RNA, 204 nt
Organism: Suillus plorans
Lineage: Eukaryota; Fungi; Basidiomycota; Agaricomycetes; Boletales; Suillaceae
Product: COX17-domain-containing protein
Exons: 2
Biological process (GO): mitochondrial respiratory chain complex IV assembly
Cellular component (GO): mitochondrial intermembrane space
Molecular function (GO): copper chaperone activity; copper ion binding
Source: RefSeq, a predicted model, not a curated record